Molecule: messenger RNA, 2917 nt
Organism: Podospora pseudocomata
Lineage: Eukaryota; Fungi; Ascomycota; Sordariomycetes; Sordariales; Podosporaceae
Exons: 3
Coding region: 434-2677 (747 amino acids)
Molecular function (GO): protein binding
Source: RefSeq, a predicted model, not a curated record
GCAGAGAUAAAGUCGGGGAAUUGUGAUGAAAACUUCCACCAGAACUUUGUCAUCUGAAGAUAACCCCGCACUAGCUUCCCACCGUCGAUGAUGAGUGGAAAAGUGCCGAGGACGACACCGGCCACUUCGAGGCCAGACAUGUGGAUUAAGGUUGAUGGGCUCCGAUACCUUGACGAAAUUAUUAAAGGCGAAUAUCAAGUUCCCUCCGAAUACCUCCCAGCCUUUCUUCUGUCAAUCUUCGACGACAGCUUUAUUGUGGAGGGGUGCGUUCUGGUCAUGCACGUCAGUGCAAAUACUACCCGCCCCAAUCGAAGAGGGGUAAGCGUCAGCACCUUGCGGGGGCUUGCCGAUGUCGAAGGUCAUCUUCACCAGUGUUUGAUAUCAUCUGUGUCGAUUUUCAACUUUGUUAAAGUACCGAAGAAGCCCCUUGAACAUGUCACAAAUAUCAGAGUACGUUGAUCCCGAACUUUUGUUUGACUCAGCGAGGCAAUGUUGGGCAAAUUUCGAACACUUAAUUCAAAUCCUUCCGCGAGAUCACCAGCAUACCAUCACAGCACACGAUACCCAGGGCCGCUUCAGUGUCUGGAGACAGGAUCUGGAGGGGUUACAAGACGAGCUACUUUGGAACUCGACAGAUGAACGGAAACAGGAUGCUCACAAUGCCAUCUACGAUACCCUCCUAAAUCUUAACAGUGCCCUGAACGACGUUGGAUCGGUACUUUCCGAAGAGCAGCCCGGCAGUCAUGAAGAUGAUCUCAUGUCUCUGCUGGGAGAUGAAGAGCAAGCAGACCCAGAGAACGCAGAACUCGUUGCGUUUCUUUCCUCGCCAACAACUCGAGUUGAUGAACUUUUUCUCAGUAUUCGGUCUCAUAUAGACCGUUUGUUCAAGCUGGCCUCCUUGUUGCGACGCGAAAUUCGUCAUGAAAGCAGCAGUCUAGCUACAAUACCUGUUCCGACACCAGGAGAAGAUUUCAUCUAUGAUUAUCACAUGUGCCGCCUCCAAAGAAAAUAUCCGAAGCUAUCUCAACAGCCUCGGCUUUGCAAGACACUUGGACAGGCCCUUUUAUUCCGCCGCGCGUUAAUUCUUAGGAAGAGCAAAACGAAAGACCGACAUGCGCCAGAAAUCACCCCUCAACUGGAGCCGAGGAGCCUACCUACGUUGUUAUCAGGCAACGAAUCAAAGUCAAAGUCUCCAGCCCCGUCUAUGACCCCAAAGGAGAGCACGGCAAUCAACACAUCUGCAACCGAAAAGGAUACAACUCCUACGUAUGAUACGGACACUGGGACCGAACGAGUUGUCUUCGAGGAAGACAAUGGUGGGCUGGAGGUAGCAGACUUGACCACAUUUGUCAUUGAUGGGAUCCCUCUUCAGUUCGGCAGACCUUUUCAGUGUCCGUUCUGUGGUGUCAUCAAAUCAAUUGGCACACGGUCCGAAUGGAGGCAGCACGUGUCUGAGGACCUCAAACCUUACGUCUGUACAUCCCAGCAAUGCGGAUCGGGUCUGUUUGCAAGUCGACGCGAGUGGUUCAGCCACGAACUUGAGUUUCACAGAAGCACCUGGAAGUGUCAGCCCUGUCACGUAAGGUUUCUGUCUCGAUCGACUCUGAUGCAGCACCUUAACACCAAGCACCAAUCCCAAAACCUGAAAACCAGCAAUAUUUUGGCCAUGGUUCAAACAAAAAGAGACUCCUCUACUAGAUCCUGCCCACUGUGUGACGAAUGGACAACGCAAGAGACGGAGAGGGACAGCACGAGCUUUUGUCAGCAUCUGGGAAGGCAUUUGCAGCAGAUUGCACUGGAGGCGAUACCACCGCUAAAAGGGAUGGAAGCAAUACCAUUGAUAUCGCCUAGGCUCCUUGACCAGAGCGCGAUCUUGCGGUUGCAGCCAGUGCAGAAAGUGGAAGCAGAUAUGAGGCUUCUUGGAAUCGACCACCCUGACACUUUGAAGAGUAUGACCAGGUUGGUAUGGGAGUUGACUGACAGUGAAGAGUACUCGGUUGCUGAGCCGUUGGCGUUGAAAACGUUUGAAAUGAGUAAACAGGCGCUAGGGGAGGACCAUCGCGAGACACUCUACAGAAUGUAUACGCUCGCUGAGGUAUAUCGUCGUACCCAUGACAACAAACACGAAUCGGAAUCUCUGGCACUGCAAGGGCUUGAGGCGGCAAAAAGAGUGCAUGGAGAGGAUGAUCUCAGCGUGGCAGAUUUCCUAUCUGUACUAGGAGAGAUUUACUCGGACCUGGAUCGAUUAUCGCUUGCCGCUGACGCACAAAACAAAGAGCUGAGGAUAUACAUGGAGAACUUUGGAGAAGAAGAUCCCAGCACUAUGCACUGUAUGGGCAAGCUAUCAGACACAUUAUUGGACGACAAGAGGUACACAGAGGCGGAGCAUUUCGCCUUCCAAGCCUUCGAACUGCGAAAGAGGGCGUCUGGACCGGAUCACACGGAAACUCUGGUCAAUAUGUACAAUCUGGCAUUGAUUUGGCACGCCAUGGGCCGCUACGAUGAAGCAAUCCAGUUGCUGGAGGACUAUAUUCAAAUACAGCGGAACAUCCUAGGAGAAGAAUCUACUACAAACAUCGAGACGUGGCAGAUGUUGCUGGAAAGUUGGAAGGCCCGUCAAGUCUCCAGCCAGCCACAGAAUGCCAGGCGAGGUAAAUCGCGAAGUGGCGGUCAGUAAAAUGUUGGAGCUAGACAGCGUACUAUACGAUGCCCAUCAUACUCAGCUCAAGGGCUGCGGAAGCUGGGUUACCGAACUGCAAACCCAGGAUGCCACUACUAUAGCUCCAAUAAUAAUCGAGUUCAGUCAAGCUGGUGUUUCUCAGUAAAUACUACGUCUCUAUCCGGGUCUCGGAGAUUAUGUCCUCGUACAUAUUUUCAACCAUGAAGCCGCCGAGGCCGGAAAUAUUGGCCAUCAGCC